Messenger RNA from Cyclocybe aegerita, 2037 nucleotides. The record is from the annotation of a GenBank genome assembly. Lineage: Eukaryota; Fungi; Basidiomycota; Agaricomycetes; Agaricales; Hemipholiotaceae.
AUGACGGCCACAAUCCUUCCGCAAGGUGCUGGCUAUGGCGUCGUGGUCGGCAUCGGAUUAUUUUUCAGCGCACUUAUGAUCACCCUCACUGCUAUUCAAACGCGCUAUACGACCUUCUCGCUCAAGAGUCCCGACGAAUAUACGAGCGCUUCUCGGAGCGUGAAACCCGGUCUCAUAGCCUCGGGGAUUGUAUCUGCGUGGACAUGGGCUGCUACUUUGCUCCAGAGCUGUGCGGUAGGCUAUAAAUUCGGAAUCAGUGGUCCGUGGUGGUACGGAGCUGGUGCAACUGUUCAAAUUCUGCUGUUUGCCAUGCUCGCCGCAAAGUUGAAGAUGAACGCGCCAUACGCACAUACUUGGCUCGAAAUUGUUGGUAUGCGUUGGGGCCGCGCAGCUCACUUAAUUUUCAUGUUCUUUGGGCUCGCCACCAAUAUCACCGUUAGUUCAAUGCUCAUUCUUGGCGGUUCAGCCACAGUCACCGACCUUACGGGGAUGAGCACCGUUGCGGCUUGUUUCUUAAUCCCACUUGGGGUGGCAAUUUACGUCGCUGUUGGUGGCAUGCGGUCAACUCUACUCUGUGACUAUACCCAUACGAGCGUUCUAUUCGCCAUCAUCUUGACCUUCAUAUUUACCGUGUACUCUCUGAGUGAAAAAAUCGGAAGUGUUGACAAAAUGUACGAACUGCUUCAAAAAGCAGCAAUCGAGGCACCUGUUUCCGGCAAUGCCCAGGGAUCCUACACUACCAUGCGAUCGACGAAUGGCCUCGUUUUUGGUAUCAUCAACAUCGUUGGAAAUUUCGCGACGGUGUUCCAGGACCAGGCCUACUGGCAGAGGGCUAUCGCAAGUCGGCCAGCUAGCACCGUUCGAGCCUACUUGCUUGGCGGUCUUGCAUGGUUUUCCAUCCCAUUCACUUUCGCUACGACACUCGGUCUUGCCGCAGUCGCGCUCCGUGGGGACCCCGACAUGAGGGUGCUCACUCCUGCUGACGUGUCCGCUGGGCUUCCAGCAGCUGCAGCUGCCGCCGCUCUCCUCGGGAAAGCUGGCGCAGCAGCGCUGCUUGUUCUGCUGUUUUUAGCCGUCACCAGCGCAUCCUCCGCAGAGCUCAUCGCCGUCUCCACUAUCCUAACGUACGAUGUUUACAAGGCAUAUAUCAAUCCCAAGGCUACUGACGCCCAGAUCUUGCGCGUGAGCCAUGCCAUGGUCGCGUUCUAUGCACUGGUAUCUGGCAUAGCUGGGGUCAUAUUCUUUUACAUCGGCAUUUCCAUGGGAUGGCUCUAUACCUUCAUGGGCGUGAUCCUAGGAUCCGGUGUUGCCCCAAUCGCACUCUGUAUCACCUGGAAAAAGGCAAACAGACUUGGCUGCCUCUCGGGGACCGUCGUCGGCUUCGUUGCAGGGAUCGUCGCCUGGUUGGUGACUACUGCUAAAUUAAAUGACGGCGUUAUCAACGUCGAGACCAGUGGCGGCGACUUCGAAAUGCUUGCUGGGAAUGUAACUUCCAUCGUUGUGGGCGGAUUAUUUGCCGUCGUUACGUCUUUGGUUUGGCCCGAUGAUUUUGACUGGGGAUCUACCCGCGCAAUUAAUAAACCUGUUAACAUCGAUACUCCAUCAUUGACACAGACUGAUACUCGUGCUGGAAGCCCUGAGCACAUCCCUCUGGACGUGAAGAGGACGACAUGGACAGGUGAAGACACGCAAGAAUCAGUGCGCACCCAUACGAGGAUCCAGGCUUUCACGCAACAAGAGGAGUUGAGAGAACUGAACCCAGUUACUCUCCAAGCUGCGUUCAAGUUCGCGUCGUGGUCUUCCCUCACUUUGUUUGUCCUCCUGAUUAUCCUCAUCCCUCUACCACUAUUUUUCUCUGGCCUUGUGUUCUCGCCGAGUGGCAUGCUUGCUUGGGUGAUCAUGGGCGUUGCCUGGACCAUCUGCUCCGCCGUUAUUGUGGUGAUCUAUCCCGUAUACGAAAGCAGAGAUGCCAUGGCUCAGAUUUGCCGCGGUGUUGUUCACACCCGAGAAGAGCUACAAGGGUCCCUGCCUGAUUAA